Theileria orientalis strain Shintoku is the source of this 1470-nucleotide messenger RNA. RefSeq names its product adenosylhomocysteinase. Gene Ontology annotation, biological process: L-methionine cycle. NCBI's taxonomy places the organism in Eukaryota, Apicomplexa, Aconoidasida, Piroplasmida, Theileriidae. The record is from RefSeq and is a predicted model, not a curated record. The transcript is spliced from 2 exons. Gene Ontology annotation, cellular component: cytosol. The coding region runs from base 1 to 1470 and encodes 489 amino acids. Gene Ontology annotation, molecular function: adenosylhomocysteinase activity.
AUGCACGAACUUUGGGAUGAUUUGGCCCCUUGGACCACUAGUUACUACAAGGGCAAGGACUACGGCGACUCCGGAAUGUUCAUGUACGAAUUCAGAAUGAAGGAGUGCCCAGGCCUGUUGAACGUGAUAAAGCACUACGAAGAUAAGCAGCCCUUCAAAGGAGUACAAAUUACAGGAUGCCUGCACAUGACCCAGGAGACCAUCAAUUUGGCAUAUACGCUCUAUAGGCUGGGAGCUCAAGUGAGAUGGGCUUCCUCAAACCCAUACACUUCUAACGACAUGUCCGUCUUCACAUGUAUUAAGCAGUUCAAUCCAAAAAUAGCAACGUUCGGUCAAAAAAAUAUGUCCAUGGAAGAGUAUUUGUGGUGUAAGUACCAGUCAAUAAACUGGCCGGAAACUGACAAACCACUGCUCCUGGUGGACGAUGGAUGUUCAAUGUACACCAUGAUUCUAUACGGGAAGGAGUUGGAAGAUAGAUACAACGCAACGGGAAAGUUGUACGACCUGUCGGAGGUGGAAGAAUCCGACAGAGAUAAGAUUUAUCUCUUUAAGUUUUUGAACUACACAGUGCCAAAAAACCCACACUUCUAUAACAACCUCAUCAAGAGAAUAGUGGGUCUGUCAGAGGAAACAACUAGCGGUGUGUGGCAAUUCAGAAAGUUUGAAAAAAUGAAUAGACUUCACUUUCCAAUUUACUCGACAAACGACGUUAUUUCUAAGUCCAAGUUCGACAACAACUACGGAGCAAGGUACAGUGCCAUUGAUGGUAUUCAUAGAGGAGCCGAGGGGGUACUUGUAGGAGGAAGAGAAGUGGUGGUUAUUGGUUACGGGCACGUCGGUAAGGGGGUGUGUAUGGGAUUCAGAGGAGCAGGAGCAAUAGUGAAAGUGUGCGAAGCAGACCCCCUGUGCGCAAUGCAGAGUGUUAUGGACGGGUACCCAGUCGUACUCCUGGAGGACACACUUGAAACAGCAGAUAUAUUCGUAACGGCUACCGGAGGAAUAGAGGUCAUUAGACUGCAUCACGUGAGGAAGAUGAAGGACGGAGCAAUCCUGGGAAACAUAGGCCAGGGAGACAGAGAAAUAUUCAUGCCCGAAAUAGUUAAAGACCCGAACCUGGAAAUUAUUGAGUUGAAUAAUAAUGCACACUACUACAGGUUCAAGGACUUAAACAAAGGCGUAAUAAUUCUAUCUCACGGAAGCCUGUAUAAUCUAGGAUGCGCUAACGGACACCCAUCUCUGGUGAUGUCAAUGUCCUUCACGACGCAGUUCUUCGCACUGCUGCAACUAUACGAAAACAGAGGAAAGUUGGAAAACACAGUUCACCAAAUCCCAAAGAAAAUUGACGAGACGAUAGCAAGAUUCCACCUGGAGGCGCUAAACGCUAAGCUUACGGUCCUGUCUGACAGCCAGUGCGAGUUCCUGGGAGUAAAUAAGGAGGGCCCAUACAAGCACCAACGGUACACAUACUGA